Umbelopsis ramanniana AG is the source of this 994-nucleotide messenger RNA. RefSeq lists its product as uncharacterized. Gene Ontology annotation, molecular function: S-adenosylmethionine-dependent methyltransferase activity. Lineage: Eukaryota; Fungi; Mucoromycota; Umbelopsidomycetes; Umbelopsidales; Umbelopsidaceae. The record is from RefSeq and is a predicted model, not a curated record. Bases 76 to 897 code for a protein of 273 amino acids. The transcript has 5 exons.
GCUGGUGGAUAAAGAAUAAAUAUCAGUCUAGAUUCAUACGUACUAAGUGUCAAAGCCUUCCAUACAAGACAGUAGAUGGCUACAUUCUCAAAAGCAAGUUUCAACAGCGCGUUAUACCGCACAUUCCGUCCAGUUUACUCCAAGCCGACCUAUGACAUAAUAUAUGAUUUCCACGCGAAAAAGGGAGGCAUAUUUGAUCAGGCAGUAGACAUUGGAACGGGAACUGGCCAAGUAGCUGUAGAGUUGGCGGAUAAAUUCAAACGUGUUCACGGAACGGACGUUUCAGCGAAGAUGCUCGAGGCUGCUAUCCAAAAGCCCAACAUUGACUAUCAAGCUUGUUCUGCUGAGAAACUUCCGUUUGAGGAUAACAGUAUUGAUGUUAUCACAUCUGCUCAGGCUUUCCAUUGGUUCAAGCAUGACGACUUUUUCAAGGAAGCAAAGAGAGUUCUCAAACCUAAUGGUACCAUUGCGAUCCUGGGAUACGCUUUCGCUCGCAUCAAGGAUUCGCCCAAAGCAUCCUUAUUGGUCGAGGAGUUGGGACUGAAGAAGUUGGAGAAAUAUUGGGACCAAGGAAGAGUAUUAGUAGACAAUCUCUACCGAGAUAUUCCUAUCCCUUUCCCUGACACUCAAUACUUCUUCAGUCCAGAUGGUUGUGAUAUUACCAACAUUGGAAAAAUUACCCCUCAGCCAAUUUUAGAACAAGAAAUGACCUUGGAAAAUUUUAGGCAUUACGUCAAGACGUGGAGUUCAUAUGCUAAUUACAUGAAAGAUCACUCAGAAGAUCCUGUGGAUGACAUGAUUUCAAACAUUGCUAAAGUUCUCAACGUGAAAAGUACUGAAAAGCAUUCCAUCACCGUCGAAUGGCCAGCAGUAUUGAUUCUCACCACUCCUCAAUAAAGCGUUGAUUAUAGUAUUCGUUCUAUGAUUUAAGAAAGUGAAAGUAAGAUAUCUCUAAAAGAUGGUCAAACCCAAGAUUAUUUGAAAGCAUGCCGGC